This is a messenger RNA of Trichoplusia ni (cabbage looper), 602 nucleotides long. RefSeq lists its product as uncharacterized. Lineage: Eukaryota; Metazoa; Arthropoda; Insecta; Lepidoptera; Noctuidae. The transcript has 4 exons. The annotation marks the transcript as partial. The record is from RefSeq and is a predicted model, not a curated record.
CUAGUUUCAGACUUAAGUAGAACCCAUUAUCUUGAUCUCGAUUUUGCGAGUCGAAGCAACAAUUAUGCCCAUCAUAAACCAAGUUUCCUUCAUCAGGUCUUCGCCACAGUCUCAGUCCCCCUUCCCUCGGAGUCCUACGUCAGCGUCGCGUGGUUCUACGAAGCGAAUUACUACAACGUUGACAACGCCACAUACUUUGAACCCUUACUAGGAGAUAUUGAAACAAUGUCAAGGAAUAGAAAAGAAAGAAGCAUCACCCAACAAAUCAGUAUUAUGACACGAAGAAGUAUUUACAACUUAAUAGAAUCUAUACUGAAGAAGCAAGGAUAUCCCGGGCGUCCUUGUUUACUUCGACUGAUCUGUGAGAACGCGCACGCGCAUUUCCUGCACAACGGAAUGAUGGGCGACCUGAUCUAUCUCAUACUUACGCCAUCAGCUUCCCAAGCAGAAGAUGACAUAGAAGAUAUCUACUAUGAAGCUGAGUACUACGGCCUAUCUGAACAAUGUGCAUGCUAUACUAAGAAAUGUCCUUCCAACCCAUUAGACCCCAUAUUUAUGUAUAUCGACAAUAGAAAAUAAAUAAUUUGAACAAUUUGCUGCGA